UGAAACGAAGCGGACGGCGUAGAGCGUAAGCGUCAUUCGGAGGAUUUUUUUCAUUGACACUCGCCGGUUGCCUUACAUAACCGAGAGUGCUGGUUUCAUCUUCGGAUUCUGUCCUUUCGCUCGAAGCCGGUUUUACUCUGUGGGAACACAGCGUUGGCGUUUGCGACUCGCUUACGGAUCGGUUUAUUCUGUUUCUUCAGACUCCCCAGGAAGAUGGCGGCGAUGUGCCUGAGGCGUAGCGGGGCCUGGGGUCAGUGGCGGGCGCUCCGUCUCCAGUCAUCUCGCAGCUCACAGACAGCGGCAGCUACUGCUACUGCAGCACAAGCAGCAUCUCGCAUUAAAAAAUUUGCGAUUUACAGGUGGAAUCCAGAUAAGCCUGGUGACAAGCCUCGAAUGCAAACCUAUGAGAUUGAUCUAAAUGCAUGUGGUCCGAUGGUACUAGACGCUCUUAUCAAGAUCAAGAAUGAAGUGGACUCCACACUGACAUUCCGAAGAUCUUGCAGGGAAGGAAUAUGUGGUUCCUGUGCCAUGAACAUCAAUGGCAGCAAUACAUUGGCUUGCACCUGCAAAAUCGACAGCAAUCUUGGCAAAGUGACAAAGAUUUACCCGCUACCUCAUAUGUACGUGGUGAAGGAUCUUGUUCCAGACCUGAGUAACUUCUAUGCUCAGUAUAAGUUAAUUGAACCAUACCUGAAGAGAAAGGAUGAAUCUCAAGAGGGCAAGGAGCAGUACCUGCAAUCAAUUGAGGACAGACAGAAACUGGAUGGUCUUUAUGAGUGCAUUCUCUGUGCCUGUUGCAGUACCAGCUGUCCCAGUUACUGGUGGAAUGGAGAUAAAUACCUGGGGCCUGCUGUCCUGAUGCAGGCCUAUCGCUGGAUGAUUGACUCCAGGGAUGAGUUCACAGAGGAGCGGUUAGCUCAACUCCAGGAUCCUUUCUCCCUCUAUCGCUGCCAUACCAUUAUGAAUUGCACAAGAACCUGUCCAAAAGGUCUAAAUCCAGGUCUGGCAAUUGCUGAGAUUAAGAAGAUGAUGGCAACAUAUCAAGCCAAGGCUGCAACUGCAUAGUCAUGGGUAUCUGAAUUUAUCUAUUGUAAAACCUUGUGGUUUGUUUCAGCUAUGGAAGACAAUAAAUUUAUUUUGCUGUGUAA
Rhincodon typus (whale shark) is the source of this 1148-nucleotide messenger RNA. It is a transcript of the gene sdhb, whose product is annotated as succinate dehydrogenase complex, subunit B, iron sulfur (Ip). Gene Ontology annotation, biological process: aerobic respiration; tricarboxylic acid cycle; respiratory electron transport chain. Gene Ontology annotation, cellular component: mitochondrial membrane. The record is from RefSeq and is a predicted model, not a curated record. The transcript is spliced from 8 exons. Lineage: Eukaryota; Metazoa; Chordata; Chondrichthyes; Orectolobiformes; Rhincodontidae. Gene Ontology annotation, molecular function: electron transfer activity; 2 iron, 2 sulfur cluster binding. The coding region runs from base 214 to 1065 and encodes 283 amino acids.